CCGAGGGUGUGCGAGGGGGCUACGGCCGCUGGAAGCCAAUAGCGGUGCUGGUGGCAGAGGUGGUGGACGGUAUUUGGCCACUGCCUAUUGGCCAAUCGGUUUGCUGGGAUUAGAAAGCCGGUCACGUGACGCGCGACCCCAGAAUCCGGGGCCGGGUAGCCAGAAUGCGGUGUGGAUGUCUAACAGAGGGUGGAAGCGGCGGCGGGGCGAGCUGUGACGGACAGUCGACGCUGGUGCACUGGACAGCUUGCACUCCACGCCGCUGGUGGCGUUUUGGCCGUUUCCUGCUCCCUUCGAAACCAUCAUGUCACGUGACUCCCGGAGAUUCCAGGAACUAUACGAGCUGUCCUACCAAGAUCGUCUCUGGAGGUGAUGUCAUCAGCAAUCGAACAGCCAGUGACCUGUCACUCGUGGCAACGCAGUGGCAAUGCGGUGGCAAUGCAGUGGCAGCAGCACACUGUGUUGGCCUCGAGGAUAUUUCUACCAAUGCAGCAGGUAAAAUUGCAUGCAAUUCUGGACGGAAGGGCCAGAUUCGUUCUCUAAUAUUCUCUGCACAGCUCAAGACAAUUCAAUUAUCCACUGGAAACUAGAGUAGUUUUCUGUGAACAUUAGCCAACCAGAAAACUUACUUCUAAAGGGUUUCCUCGAUUUGGAUCAGCUCUACAGUGUAUAUUAGUUAUCAGCAUUAUUUUCCCGGAAUCCCCGAUUUGCCGGCUCUACACUUUCGU
This is a messenger RNA of Suhomyces tanzawaensis NRRL Y-17324, 728 nucleotides long. RefSeq lists its product as uncharacterized. Lineage: Eukaryota; Fungi; Ascomycota; Pichiomycetes; Serinales; Debaryomycetaceae. The record is from RefSeq and is a predicted model, not a curated record. The transcript is spliced from 2 exons. The coding region runs from base 165 to 590 and encodes 141 amino acids.